AUGGCAGCCGGUUGCUGCUACUGGCUAUAUUGGAGGGCAGGUGCUAAUCGCUUGGACAGCGCCACUGCCUCCCUCCCUGUGCCGCCAUCACUCCCCCUACUAGGAAAUGCUAUGCUAUUUAUUGGGGACGCUGAAAAAAUCGUGCAGAAUCUAGACAAAAUUGCAGAAUUAGGUUACAAACACAAAGGUGCAGCAAAACUUUGGCUUGGGCCAAAACUCUAUAUAGCUAUAGGUAACGCUGAGGAUGCGAAAAUUGUACUUGAAAAUUGUUUAGACAAAGACGUAGUAUAUCGUUUUCUGCGACCAUGGCUCGGUCAUGGGCUUUUCGUAGCCCCACUUGGUCUAUGGAAAUCCCACAGAAAAGUUCUACUGCCCGUGUUUCACAACAAAAUUGUGGAAGAAUAUUUGGGCGUGAUUGGGGAACAGACUAACAUACUUAUAGAAAGACUCAGGGAGCAAAGUAAUGAGGACUACUUCGACGUUCUGCGAUAUAUCACCGCAUGUACGCUGGAUAUCGUCUUUGAAACUGCUAUGGGCGAACGGAUGGACAUCCAGCACUCUCCAGACACACCGUACCUUCGCGCCCGGCACACUGUCAUGACGAUACUGAACAUGCGAUUUUUCAAAGUAUGGCUUCAGCCAGACUGCCUUUUCAAUUUAACGACGUAUGCGAGGCAGCAGAAGGAGAGUAUAAAUCUCACACACGAGUUCACGAAUGAGGUUGUACGUAAGAGGCGGCUGGAAUACGAAAGAAAUAAAUUGAAAAAAUCGAACGAAAAGUCAGAUGGCAAACUCCGUGUAGUAUUAGACAUGUUGUUCGGACGCGAGAUCGAGUUCACUGACGAACAGCUUAGGGAGCACAUCGACUCUAUAACUAUAGCUGGGAAUGACACCACGGCUCUAGUGAUAGCUUACACCCUGGUUCUCCUUGGCAUCCACCAGGAUGCCCAAGAGGAAGUGUUCAAAGAACAGGAGUCAAUCCUCGAUGGAUCGAAGCGCGCUGCGACUAAAGAAGAUAUUUACAAGAUGCAUUUUUUAGAGAGGGUAAUUAAAGAAAGCAUGCGUCUCUAUUCCGUUGUGCCCAUAGUUGCCAGAAACAUCGAUAGGGAUCUAUAUUUACCAUAUUGUGGGGUAACCUUGCCCGCUGGAGCGAGUGCGGUGGUCGGCGUGUUCGCAAUCCAUCGCUCCAUAGCGGAAUGGGGCCCGAGCGCAAACGAAUUUGAUCCGAACAGAUUUCUGCCCGAAAAUUCAAUAGAUCGGCACCCAGCCGCCUUUAUGCCAUUCAGUUACGGGCCAAGGAAUUGCAUCGGGAGAAACUUCGGAAUGAUCCUGGCGAAAAGUAUCAUUUCGAGCAUCGUUCGUUCGUACAAAAUCGAUGCCAAAACCAUUGGACGAUUGAAGAUGGAGUUACUUUUAUUCCCCAUUGAUGGACACCAAAUCCGUAUUAGAAGAAGA
Messenger RNA from Iphiclides podalirius (scarce swallowtail), 1455 nucleotides. The record is from the annotation of a GenBank genome assembly. Lineage: Eukaryota; Metazoa; Arthropoda; Insecta; Lepidoptera; Papilionidae.